Anthonomus grandis grandis is the source of this 838-nucleotide messenger RNA. Its product is annotated as protein Mpv17-like. Gene Ontology annotation, cellular component: membrane; cytoplasm. Lineage: Eukaryota; Metazoa; Arthropoda; Insecta; Coleoptera; Curculionidae. The transcript has 2 exons. Bases 46 to 609 code for a protein of 187 amino acids. The record is from RefSeq and is a predicted model, not a curated record.
AGACACUCAUAAAACCUUGUCAAAGCUAUCAGAAAAUAUCGCAAAAUGUCAAAAUUUCUAAAGUCUCUGCAAAAAACCUAUCAGAAACUCCUAAACGAAAGAUCCGUCCUUGUAAAUAGUAUCCAGACUGGGGUUUUAAUGUCCACAGGUGACCUCCUAUGUCAAACGGCCAUAGAAAAAAAACCGUGGAAAGCCGUCCAACUAAGGCGAACCCUGGAGUUUAGCUUUUUGGGAGUCACCUUAGUGGGCCCCGCGGUGUCUUUAUGGUUUAAACUAUUAGCCCAACAGUUCGGACACGGUUCCGAAGCGGGUACCGUCCUUAAGAAGAUGGCAUGCGAUCAGCUGAUAUUCGCUCCAGGAUUUCUGCCGGUUUUCCUCAUCAGCGUGGGACUGCUACACGGGGAUAAUCGGGAGCAGCUGAAACUGAAGCUACGCAAAGAGUACGGGAAGAUCAUCAGGACCAACUGGAAAAUCUGGCCGACGGUACAAUUGUUGAACUUUUAUCUAAUGCCGUUGAGAUAUCAGGUGCUUUUUGUGCAAAUUGUCGCACUUUUUUGGAAUAUAUACCUCAGCAGUGUAACGCAGAACGAGAGUAAAGAUGGGAUGUGAACAUGAAUAUUUUAAGGAUAUUUUUUAUUUAAUGCAAAUUGCAAAGCGAUUUACUGUAUGUAGUAUGCACUAGAGGCAUGAAAUAUGUUUUAAUAAUAAUCCUAAUUUAAAUUUCUUUCACCGGGCACUGGAAUAAAUAAAAUUAUAUUUUUAGAAUAAUUCAGGGAGGGUGAAAAAUUGCUUUUACUGUCUAGAAAGAAUAAAACAGUUAUCUGGAAUUUGAAGUUAC